UAAACCGCCUACUACUAAAAUAAUUAUUCACCCGAAAAACGCCGCGCGAAUUCGCCGAAUUUUUAAAAUUCCAGUAGAUGGACAGGGCCGGCCUAGGGAACUAUUUUGCGAACAAUUUUUGAGAGAAACUCGUUAUAUUUAUAUGAAGAAAAAACAACUGUUUUGUUAUGACCAAUAAGGACGUAAUUAGCAGAAUGGUGUUUGCUUCCAUCCUGCUUUUGAUUUUUUUCUUUGUUCUCGAACGAAAUAAGGAUAUUUUUCUUACAUAUUUUUGAUCAGAACUAAAAUACGUUAACUAAGAAAGAAAUAGGGCUUAUAUGAAAAAAGCAUGUGUGAAUGAGGCGUAGGUUUCGGAAAAACCGAGAUCUGAUUGGUUAAAGAAGCAUGAAUUAGUAUGAAGAUGGGUUUGGUAGCAAGGAUGACGCAAAUGAAGAUGUGAACGUAUAUCUAAUAGGUUCGGUUCUUAGGUAGUAUUCUACUCCACUAAAGGUGUGAGUACAUGACUUACACUAAUUAAAAAAAAUAUAUAUUUUUAUUUCAACUACUUAAAAAUCAAAAACUUAGUUGCAGAAAUCUAUAGAAUAUAUUAUAUGCUUUGAAUUAGAGAUGAUUUAUUGGUUGGAUUAAUUUUUAUAUAAAUAGCAAUUUUCAUUUCAGACUUUCCUCUCAUUAGGCAUAGUCGUUGCACUAUGGUUCAUAUUUUCUCUUUUAAUAGAAAGUUCUGGUACAUUAAGUGAGUAUCGUCUUAACGUUUUUUUCUACGAAAAAGACGCUUGGAUGAAAUUUACAAGAUGGUACAACUUUAUCGCGAUGUUAUGGAUGGUGCAGUUCAUAAUUGGUUGUCAGCAUAUGAUUAUAGCCGGAGCUGUCAGCAUUUGGUACUUUAAACGAGACAAAUCUUCUUUGGGUACACCUGUUAUUCAAAGUACUGGAAAUUUGAUAAGGUUCCAUUUAGGAUCUGUAGCUUUAGGUUCAUGUCUUAUUGCAACUGUACAAUUUAUCAGAAUGUUAAUGAAGUUACUUGAAAAGUUUUUGCGAAAUAGAGAGGGAAAAAUCGUCGACUGUUUAUUAAAAUGCUGUCACUGUUGUUUGUAUUGUUUCGAAAAGAUACUGAAAUAUUUAACUAGGAAUGCUUACAUUGAAGUUGCUAUUUUUGGACUUCCUUUUUGUAAAGCAGGACAGCAAGCCUAUAAGCUCCUUACUGCAAAUAUAUUGCGAGUGGCAGCAAUCAAUUCUGUUGGUGAUUUCGUAUUAUUUUUGGGAAAAGUUGUAGUGGUCAUAGCAACUGUUCUAAUAGGAAUCAAAAUACUUCAAGAUAAAGAAGGUCUUCAGCACAUGUGGGUACCAAUUACAUUAUCUGGUUUAUUUGCAUAUUUUGUCUCACACUGUUUUAUGACAGUAUAUGAAAUGGUGAUAGAUACAAUUUUUUUGUGUUUCUGUGAAGACUGCGAGAAGAACGACGGCGAAAACAGACCGUAUUUCAUGUCAAGAGGUUUAAUGGAAUUCGUGGAAAAUUCAAAAAGGGCAUUAGAUUCUAAAAAGAAAUCGUCCACCGUAGAAGCGACUAUACCUUCCAUAAGUGAAGAUGUUACUAGAAAUUUUUCAGGAUAACUUCCAACGACUGAUUUAAAAGAAUAAUAAUUGCACUUUAAUAUAAUUAGAUUCAAAAUAGUAGAUACUAAAUACCUAGAAUUUGUUUGACUUGAGUUAACGACACUGUUGCUAGUUUAUUUUAUUUAUGAUUAAUCAAUUACACAUUACAUCUUACUGUUGAUAAGAUGUAUUACAAUAACGUGGAUUUAUUAUCAAAAAUAUAUAAAAGUCCUGCAAUAAUUUGCCUUAAGAAUUUCAAUAUGACAACAUUGCUUUUAUUGUUAGUGUGUGGGUUAUUAAAAAAGAAUAGAAAAUAGCAAUAACCGUAAGGUAGAGAGAGAUGUAUCAUUCAACGAGAUUAUUUCCUAGGUCCUCGUAACAUUCAGUAGCGUAUCAUUAUAUUAUUUAUAUCAUUGUAAAUGUAAUACGACGAUUAAAUUGUAAUGCAAAUAAAUAAUAAAUUGAUUAAAUAUUUAUUGAAAUACAUUCAAUUACGGAGAGAAAAUAAUAUCUACUCCAUCUUUCAAAAGAUUCCCAGAAUUUUUAUUUGUGUUUAUUUCAAGUGUUCGAAAAAGUAUUAUUUUUUCGGGACUAUUUUGUUUUGAUAAAAUUAGCCAAUAGAAAUUAACGAAUUGAUCAUAUUUUCCGCGAAUAAAUAAGUGAUUAUACACUUGGCAACGUGAUUUUAUCAAUAUCACAGUUUUAAUGCAUCUAAAUGUUCUUGAUUUUAGGUCUCUUCUAUUUUAUAUUUAUAGUUUUUAUAGUUUUUAGAUGCAUUAAUAUAUCAAAAGGUCAAAGAAAUAAGAAAUAGAAGAAAUAGCAACAAUAUAUGUUGCUAUAAUAACCACUUUUGAAGCUUCUCAAAAAGUCGUCUUAAACUCGCAGUUAAUCAUUUCAGAACAACUUCAAGUUUAGAUAUAAGCAAAUCAAAUUGAUUUUUAAUGCCGCUGAGCAAGCAGAAAUGCGUUUGGAAGCAGUUUUCGUUAUUUUUUUGGAGAGAGAAAUUUCUUUAUAUAAUGGUAACGAAUACCGCCCGAGCAAUCGAAAAUAAUCGAUUAUUUUCGAACCUCUUGGGCUUAUGAAUGACUAUUUUCCACCCACAAAAUUUCAAAUUUCGAAUUGAAAGAGAGUUCGAUGGUUAAAAAUUUUAUUUGGGAAAUCAGAAUGUAAUUUUUUUGAUGGUAGACUGUAACAAAAAAUAAACGAGAGGACUGGAACAACUAGAUGAUUAUUCAACGCAAUUAAGGCUCAGUUUAUUGCGAGGAAAAUUCCAAAUCAAAUAUGUAUAAACAGAAAUAUAGAAAAGAAGACUUACCCAUAUUGAUAUUUAGAUCGGGAAUCAAAAAGCAAAAUAGAGAAGACAUAAAUGAAAUUUCUAAGAGAAAUAGAGAUUUAAACAAGAUACGACAAAAUAAAGAAUAACAUUAUGAGAGAAAAUUUUAACUUGAAACCAAUUCGAAACAAAAUCCAGGAAAAAAACUAAAAUAUCUCAGCCACGUAAGGAUAAUGGGAGAAACAUAUAUAUUCUUACAAAAACAAGAAAGGAAGACUGAGAAGAAGCUGGACAGAGGCAAAACGAGGAAUAACACGCAAGAAAUAAAACAAAAGACACAAGAUAGGCAAGAGUUGGAACAGCUGUAGAAAAAGGAAGCCAUGAAAUGACUCAAAUCCAGCAAGCCUUACUCCUGAAAAGGUAGAGAGGUAUCAGGAUUCAGAAUUUACUUCCUUCCUUCCCAUUUAUUACUUGAUAUUCGAAUCGAAACGUCCAUUAUAGUAACUCGAUCCCACAUGUUGUCUUCUUCGUUCUUAGUAAGUUCAGUGUAAUUUUUCCAAGACUUUGGCAUUUGCUUUUUCUUCACCUAACAAAUCUUUCUCCUCGUUUAUUUCAAAUGCCAAGUUCUUUCACGCUAUUUGAUUCAUAUUACCUCAUUAAGAUUCGACUCACAUCGAUAAGGAAGGAUGUAAUGCACAAUUAUAAUUUUGAAGAACUAUAUUUCGUCGAUAACAUAUUUUUUUAAACUGUUUACUAUUUACUAAACCAGUUCACGAAGUCACCUUUUCUCUGUGCAGCUAUUGGUGAAUGGUCUAAUUGUUGACUGUAAUAUAAGUACAACAGAAUUGAACCAAAUUUUUAUGAAACUUUAUCAAUGACUCUCAAUUUCCAAAUAUUAACAUAAAUUUGAGACAGUGUGAUAUUGAUUUAUACAACUUUUGAAGGAACUUGAAGCGUCUUCUUUUGAGCUUAAAUUAAUGGUGAGGAUUGCAGACAAUUAAAUGAUCGUACAAAGUAUCUGAAACACUUUUAAACCAGUUAAGGGUUACUAUUAAUUUAUUUUAAUGUUCACAAUAAAACACGUCUUCAUAUCGAACAAUUCAGACUUAUUUGGGUUGCGACUUACUAAAGUUUUAGAUUUAUUUGCAUGAAAUUCUCUUACAAUAACUGAAUCAUUAUUUCCUUUCGAAAUUUUCAAAACAUAUAUCUGAUUUGUUUUGUGUGACUACGUCAUCAACUAACAAACUGAUAAUUCUUUCACACAAUACACGUUGAACAUAAAUAAUUUAUCAAUAUUAAUAUUAAUAUAAAUACAAUAUCAAUUCAAUAAAUGACCUUUUAUUCAUUAUAUCAAAUUUACAUACGCCACUGGAAUACCUGGAAUAACGUGAGUCAUCACCAUUAUUCCUGAAGAUUUAGUGUCUACUAUUUAAAAAACAUUCUGUAGCACAAAAUAUAUAUUAACCACAGCUAGAGAUAAGGUAUAUAAUAUUUUGUUUUUAUUCUAUAGAUGUUAUGCACAAAUGUUAUUUAUUUCUAUUGUAUAUGAAAUUUCCAUGAAA
This is a messenger RNA of Diorhabda sublineata, 4428 nucleotides long. RefSeq names its product choline transporter-like protein 1. The record is from RefSeq and is a predicted model, not a curated record. The transcript is spliced from 5 exons. Bases 778 to 1611 code for a protein of 277 amino acids. Gene Ontology annotation, cellular component: membrane. Gene Ontology annotation, molecular function: transmembrane transporter activity. Lineage: Eukaryota; Metazoa; Arthropoda; Insecta; Coleoptera; Chrysomelidae. Gene Ontology annotation, biological process: transmembrane transport.